Messenger RNA from Penicillium bovifimosum, 1719 nucleotides. RefSeq lists its product as uncharacterized. Lineage: Eukaryota; Fungi; Ascomycota; Eurotiomycetes; Eurotiales; Aspergillaceae. Gene Ontology annotation, molecular function: propionyl-CoA carboxylase activity. The transcript is spliced from 3 exons. The record is from RefSeq and is a predicted model, not a curated record. The coding region runs from base 1 to 1719 and encodes 572 amino acids.
AUGACAAAAUCUACCACCAAACCCCCGAAUGACAAAGACCAAGCCACGAACCGCCUAACCCAACUCUCCUCCCACAUAUCACCGAACCCCAAACCAAAACCUCAAGAACCUCUCCCAGCAGACCACUCCGAUGUCCUCUCGCAACUACAGACCCUGCGCAACAUAGCGCAAACACCCGAUCCUCAAAACCGAGGCUACGUCCGCCAAAAGCAAGCAGGCAAACUCUGGGUCCGCGAACGCAUAGACCUUCUACUUGACAAAAACACCUUCGCCGAGAUCGGCUCCGUCUCCGGCACAGCAACAUGGCAGAAGACUGGGCAUGCGCGCGAAAAACCCGUCUCCUUCGUACCCAGCAACAACGUCCAAGGCGCUGGCCUGCUGCGCGGCCGCAAGGUGUUGCUUACAGCUGAUGAUUUCAGUAUCCGGUCUGGACAUGCGGACGGGGCGUCUGCGGGGAAGACGGUUUAUGUUGAGAAGUUGGCGAUUGCGUUGCGGAUGCCGGUUGUCAAGCUUGUUGAUGGGAGUAGUGGGGGUGGCAGUGUGACGACGAUUAAGAAGGAGGGAUGGAGUUAUCUACCGCAUGUUGCGUCGUUCGAGUACGUGAUUAAGCAGUUGAAUAUGGGGAUUCCGAAUUUGGGGGCUGUUGUUGGGCCGGCGAUCGGCCUCGGUGCAGCCAGAGUAGUCUCCUGCCACUUCUCCGUAAUGGCGGCUGAUAUCGGAGCACUCUUUAAUGCAGGCCCGAAAGUCGUGGAAGGAGCGACUUUCGAAGAAGGACUUGACUUUCAAGACCUUGGCGGGCCAAUGAUGCAUUGCACGAAUGGUACAAUCGAUAAUCUCGCUGCUAAUGAGGAAGAAUGCUACGAGCAGCUGCGUACUGUCUUGUCUUACCUGCCCAACAGCGGGUCCGACGCACCGCCAACAGUACCCUGCGUGGACUCUGUGGAGCGCGAGGAUAUUUCGUUGCGGAGUCUUAUACCACGACGACAGAAUCGCAUGUAUAAUGCGCGCACUGUCAUUCUUUCUGUUGUUGAUGAGGGGUCUUGGUUCGAGAUCGGUGCUUUGUGGGGAAGGACUGCGAUUGGUGGUCUUGCCAGGUUGGGUGGACGGCCUGUUGGUAUAAUCACGCUUAACUGUGAGGUUAAUGGGGGAGCGUUGGAUGCAGCGGGGAGUCAGAAGUUGACCCGGCUGUUGAAGUUGUGUGAUGUGAUGAAUUUGCCGGUUUUGCAGUUUUUGGACAUUCCGGGAUACGCUAUUGGUACUGUUGCUGAGCGCACAGCGACUAUGCGAUGGGGCGUUGAACUUGCCAAGGCGUAUUUCAGUACUACUAUGCCAGUCUUUAAUGUCGUCACGCGCCGGGUCUAUGGUGUCGCUGGCGGUGUUAUGCUGGGCUGUCGGGAUCCGGUUAUGCAGGUUGCUUGGCCGUCUGGGCAAUGGGGGUCUUUGCCGCUUGAUGGCGGGAUUGAGGUUGGACAUCGGCAUGAGCUGAGGGAGGCCGAGAAGGUUGGGAAGAAGGAGGAGCGGUAUAAGGAGUUGGAAGAGGAGUAUUUGCGAUUGAUGAAUCCUGUGCGCACGGCGAAUGCGUUUGGCGUUGAGGAAAUCAUUGAUCCGAAGGAUACGAGGAAGGUCUGCUGUUCAUGGGCUGAGCAUGUCUAUGAGGUUCUUAUGAAGGAGAGAUUGGCGGACAGGGCUUGUGGGAAGUUGCAGCCUUCCUUUGCCUAA